This is a messenger RNA of Rhizoctonia solani, 825 nucleotides long. Its product is annotated as methyltransferase domain protein. Gene Ontology annotation, biological process: mitochondrial respiratory chain complex I assembly. Gene Ontology annotation, cellular component: mitochondrion. The transcript has 8 exons. Bases 1 to 825 code for a protein of 274 amino acids. The record is from RefSeq and is a predicted model, not a curated record. NCBI's taxonomy places the organism in Eukaryota, Fungi, Basidiomycota, Agaricomycetes, Cantharellales, Ceratobasidiaceae.
AUGUCUCCGUUUCGUUUGUUUGAUCGUAAUGCAAAACGUAUCCAAAAAGAUCGUGCAGCAUUGAGAGACUCUGGUGAGCGUAGCCGUACGGUCGAUUAUGUGCGUGAAGAAGUAGCAGAUCGCUUAUUUGAACGUGUCCUGGAUAUCAAAAGGCGUUUCCCUCACAUUCUGGACCUCGGGGCGGGAUCCGGUCACUUUACCAAAUUACUCGAUUCCGACGUCACCGAUAGAGUGACCAUGCUAGAUAUGAGCUACUCGGAAUUUCCCUUGCCUCCCGCCCGACUUCACAUAGACGAAGAAAAUCUUCUGGAAGCGAUUCCUGCCAACUCUCAGGACGCAGUCAUGUCAUGUCUUGGGCUUCAUUGGGUCAACGACCUUCCAGGCGCACUCAUUCAAAUCCGAGAGUCGCUCAAACCGGACGGUGUGUUCUUGGGUGCUAUAACGGCUCUCCAAUUGGCCCAAGUUGAGCGCGAAGGUGGAAUUUCACCACGAGUUUCCCCAAUGACUGACACCCGAGAUGUCUCAAAUCUCAUGGGUCGUGCAGGGUUUACUCUCCUCACGGUGGAUACGGAUGACGUUCGAGUGUCCUAUCCAUCCAUAUGGGAGCUAAUGGAGGAUCUAAGAGAUAUGGGAGAAAGAACAUUCAUCAAGCGCGAUACUUUGAUCGCAGCAGAUGCGAUCUACAAAGCUCUCCAUGGCGAGGAAAAUGGAACGGUACCAGCGACCUUCCAAAUCAUUUACAUGAUUGGAUGGAAACCAGCACCCAACCAACCAAAGCCCCUCGAAAGAGGUUCGGGCCAAACGAAUCUAAAAGAUGUUUUGUAG